Messenger RNA from Anthonomus grandis grandis, 872 nucleotides. RefSeq lists its product as uncharacterized. The coding region runs from base 163 to 792 and encodes 209 amino acids. Gene Ontology annotation, molecular function: nucleic acid binding. The transcript has 2 exons. The record is from RefSeq and is a predicted model, not a curated record. NCBI's taxonomy places the organism in Eukaryota, Metazoa, Arthropoda, Insecta, Coleoptera, Curculionidae.
UCUGACAAAGGUUGGUUUGACGAAAGCCUAAGCGGUAUACGAAAACCCAUUUCAAAAGGACAGCGAUUAAUCAUCGUUCAUGCUGGAGGAAAAAAUGGUUUUGUUAAAGACGGUCUACUUAUAUUCCGCUCAGGUUCUAAAAGUGGCGAUUACCAUGACGACAUGAAUCAUGAAAAUUUCAUGAAAUGGGUGGAAACCCAAUUACUUCCAUAUUUGCCACCAAAUUCGGUCUUAGUUUUGGACAAUGCAUCAUACCAUAAUGUACAAGUAAAAAAGAAUGUUACCUCAGGAAGUAAGAAACAACUCAUAAUUGAUUGGCUUAAGGAGCAUAAUUUAGAACAUGACGAGAAAAUGACAAAAACGGAACUUUAUGAAAUAGUUCUUCAAAAUAAAAGAUUUUAUCCGAUAAAGUGCAAACUUGACGAACUAAUGGAAAGUCACGGACACUCAACUUUGCGUUUGCCUCCAUACCACCCAGAAUUGAACCCCAUUGAAAAAAUCUGGGCCACUGUUAAAAACUGGGUAGCAAGCAGGAACACAACUUUUAAGUUAGCAGAUGUAGAAGCUUUGACGAGGCAAAAAUUUGCAGAAGUAUCUGUCGAUGAUUGGAGAAGCAUUUGUGACCAUGUCGACAAAAUUGAAGACAAAUAUAUAAAAGAUCAUAAUCUUUUUGAUGAAACUUUAGAUUCCCUAAAAUUUACGGUAAACACUGGCUCAUCAGAUGAAGAUUUGGAAACGAGUUCCGACGAAUCAAUUAUCAGCAAUGUGGACAUUUUGUCAGAUAGUGACUAAUUUAAUAAUAUGAAUAUGUAUUAUAUACCGUAAUAAUAUUAUGUAGUGUUUUUAUGAGCAGUAAAAUUUAUAUACCCUUA